Messenger RNA from Colletotrichum spaethianum, 696 nucleotides. RefSeq names its product response regulator mcs4. The coding region runs from base 1 to 696 and encodes 231 amino acids. NCBI's taxonomy places the organism in Eukaryota, Fungi, Ascomycota, Sordariomycetes, Glomerellales, Glomerellaceae. Gene Ontology annotation, biological process: mitochondrial respiratory chain complex IV assembly. The transcript is spliced from 2 exons. The record is from RefSeq and is a predicted model, not a curated record. Gene Ontology annotation, cellular component: mitochondrial inner membrane.
AUGAAGGUCCUCAGCAAAGAAGAGGAGGCCGAUCACUACAAGGUCGUCGUCAAGGCCGGCCUCGUUGGCGGCACGGUCGGCCUCGGUGUCGGCCUCGGAGGCGUCCUCUUGGCGACCAAGCGCUACCCGGCCUUCCGCCAGCUCACCCUGCCCUUCCGCUCCUUCCUCGUCACCUCGUCCGCGACCUUUGGCGCCAUCGUCCACGCCGACCGCGAGUCGAUCCGCUACGGCAAGGAGAAGGACCCCAUGUACGGCUACAAGGACGCGACCGCGCGCGCCGUCGCCGAGGCCAAGGCCAACGAGACAUCGCUGCAGAGGUUCAAGGAGUGGGGCCGCGAGAACCGUUACUCCAUCGUCUUCGCCUCAUGGCUCGCCUCCAUGGGCGUCGCCCUCUCCAUCGUCGGCCGUAACAAGUACCUCACCGGCCCCCAGAAGCUCGUUCAGGCGCGUGUCUAUGCCCAGGGACUCGCCGUCGCCAUGCUUGUCGUCACCGCCGCUUUCGAGAUGAACGACGCCAAGCAGGGUGCCGGCCGCUGGGAGACCGUCAUGAUCAUCGACCCUGAGGACCCGGAGCACAAGCACCUCAUUGAGAAGAAGAUCCACAAGGAGGACUACGAGGGCCAGGACCUCUGGAAGGACAUGGUCGCCGCCGAGGAGCGCCGUAUCGCCGCCCGCAAGGCCACCGAGCAGAAGUAA